Haliotis rufescens (red abalone) is the source of this 4034-nucleotide messenger RNA. Its product is annotated as kinesin-II 95 kDa subunit-like. Gene Ontology annotation, biological process: microtubule-based movement. The transcript has 9 exons. The record is from RefSeq and is a predicted model, not a curated record. Lineage: Eukaryota; Metazoa; Mollusca; Gastropoda; Lepetellida; Haliotidae. Gene Ontology annotation, molecular function: microtubule motor activity; GTP binding; microtubule binding. Bases 340 to 3033 code for a protein of 897 amino acids.
UCUUACAAUAUGUCAAGAUGUGUGUACAAUGUGACGUUUACUGUGUCUUUACUACACACAACAGCUGUAGCAGUGAGUAUUGAUUAGGUCGUAUUCAGCUCUAGGCUUGAGAGUCACGGCGUCUUCUGCAGUAUUCAAUGAUGAUAUCAUUUUUCAACACGUGUUGCCGUCGUCAAUAAUACAUCGCAUCGAUCGUAAGUCUUUCCUCGUUUUACUUUCACUUUCCGUGUACUGCUCAACAAGAUCUACAAUAUCAGGGAUUACCGUUGUAUUAGACCUUGUGACCCGUGUACGUGUUCCUUCCGAUCUACAAUGUCAGCUCACACCCAUCUGUAAGUUAUGGCAGCAAGAGAAGAACUGGUGAAGGUCAUUGUAAGAUGCCGCCCAAUGAGCGAUUCGGAACACAAAAGAGGAUGUAAGCCAGUGCUCACCAUUGCUGACACGGAGGGAUCGUGUGUGAUAACAAAGCAGGACUCGGACAGACCGGGCAGUAAACAGUUCACCUUUGACCAGGCAUACUCUGGCGACACUACUACAGCACACAUCUACAGCGACAUCGUGUGUCCUAUUGUGAAGAGUGUUACGGAAGGGUACAAUGGUACAAUCUUUGCCUAUGGACAAACUGCCUCUGGAAAGACGUUUACCAUGCAGGGAAUAUCAGAACCUACAACCCAACAUGGCAUCAUCCCAAGGGCCGUGGAAGACAUUUUCAAAAUCGUGUCCUCCACCAAGAGUGAGCAGUGUGUUGUACACUGUUCAUGCUACGAAAUCUACAAUGAAGAAAUCAGAGAUUUAUUGGGGAAAAGCCUUAAAGAGAAAUUGGAUAUUGGAUCUUUCCCCAAUAAGGGUUUCUAUGUAAAAGGUCUCUCGAAACACCCAGUGAAUACAGUGGUUCAGUGCGAGGAGCUCAUGAACAAAGGCUUGAAAAGGCGUUCUACAGGUGCCACAGACAUGAACAGCGAAUCCUCUCGCAGCCACACCGUCUUCGCUAUCAGCAUCGAGACACUGGACCAGAGGACAAAUGGACACAUCAGAGCAGGCAAACUCAACCUCGUGGAUCUGGCAGGAAGUGAAAGACAAAGCAAGACCGGGACCGCUGGUGUGAGGUUCAAGGAAGGCAUCAAGAUUAACCUCUCUCUUCACUGUCUUGGAAGAGUCAUCUCAAUAUUAGCAGAGGGAAAGAACCAGCUUAUACCGUACAGAGACUCCAAGUUGACGAAGUUGCUCCAGGACUCUCUGGGCGGGAAUGCGCGGACGCUGAUGGUGGCUUGUGUCUCCCCGGCUGACUACAACUAUGACGAGACACUCAGCACUCUCAGGUUUGCCAGCAGUGCAAAGACCAUCAAGAACAAGCCGGUCAUCAAUGAAGACCCUAAGGAUGCACUGCUGAGAGAGUUUCAGACAGAGAUACAAGAACUGAGGGCUCGACUUGCAGAGACUGGGGACAAGAAUCGAAUACCAGAUGCCGACCUGCAAGCUUUGCUCUCACAGAAGGAAAGUGAAAAACAGGCAGCCUACUUUGAAGCGGAGAAAGCAGCAAUGCAAAGGGAAUAUGAAGAAAAGAUGGCAAAGAUGAUGAAGGAGCUUGAAGAAGCAAAGAGCAGGCAAGCAAGGCUGGAGGAGGAUGUUAAAAGGAUGAAGGAGUGUCCAGUCAUCACCAUAGAAAAGGAAUGUACUCCCAACGAAGAAAUAAUCCGAGAAUUGCGCAUUGUUCUCAUUGGUAAGACAGGAUCAGGUAAAAGUGCAACAGGGAAUUCUCUGAUUGGAUCCAAAGCAUUUGAUUCCCGUGCAAGCGGAAUAUCUAUCACAAAGGAGUCAAAAUAUGCAACUGCUGAAUACAAAAGCAGGUCGAUUCUUAUUGUAGAUACACCCGGAAUGUUUGACACUCUGGAAUCAAAUGAUGAGAGAAAAAGUGAGAUCAUGAAAUGUAUAGCACUCACGUCCCCUGGAUUACAUGCUGUGGUGUUUGUCACCCAGAUUGGAAGAUUUACCGAGGAAGAUCAGAACACAGUUGAAUACUACAAGGAAUACUUUGGCGAGAAUGUUGUUCACUACAUGAUCAUUGUUUUCACCAGAAAAGACAAUCUUAUACACGAUGGCAUAGCACUUGAAGACCACCUUAGGAGAAGUUCACCAGUCUUACAACAGCUCGUCAAGGACUGUCAGGAUAGAUACAUUGUUGUGAACAAUCGUAAUGAAGAGGAAAAAGAGACGUUUCGAAUGAAUCUCAUUGACCUCAUUGACCGAACGGUUGCCCAUAAUGGUGGAGGGUGUUACACUAAUGCGAUGUUUGAAGCAGCUGAACUUGCAAUGAAGGUAAAAGAAGAGGAGCUCACGGAACAUGUUCAGAUGGAACAACAGGCUGAACUCGAUGCAAUGGAAAAGGCUCGGAGUGAAUUGCUGAUGAAGGAAAAGGAAGAGAUGGAACGAAAGGCUGAAGAGCAAAGGCUUAAAUGCGAAAAGGAAAAGGAGGAAAUACUGCGAGAGACGGACGAGAUGUUGCGUGAAUUGAAACGGAAUGAAGAACUGAAAGCAAGGACUUUUAAAGAGGAACAGGAUCGUCAAAUGAGGAGGGCUCUAGAAGAAGCGGAGAAACAGAAACAGAAGGAAGGAGAACUUAGAGCCAAACUAGAAAAGGAAGCAACAGAGAAGCAGAAACACACUGAACAGGAACUAACAGCAUUAAAGGAAUAUUCACAGAGUGUUAGACUUCAGAAGGAACGUGAUAACAAAGCAGCGCAGAUUGUCAAUGCUGAACGAACUGAGAUUGAGAGAAAGAAAAUAGAAGAACUCAAUCAGAGGAAAGAAGAAGAAAUGAGACUUUUGAAAGAAAAAUAUGAUGCAGAAAUGGACAUGCUGGAGCAGAAUGAUGCACAAAUUAUGAUCACUCUUCAGAUGAUUUAUGAAGAGGAUUAUAAGGAACAUGUGAGAAAGGUGGAACGAGAGGCACGAUUAAGAGCAAGGAGGGAGGCAGAGAAUGAAAAAUCAUUCCUUCAAAAGGUAAUUGAUAAAAUAGGAGCUGUACUGUUUUGAUUUCACGAGACUGUACCAACUGUCCCAAAAAACAGAUAACUGUUUUAGGGGCACGUUUGAUAACUGACCUGUUCCAAGUACAGUACUGUAUAUUGAUAACAGCAGCAUAUGUUUGUGUUCCUUAGAUGUAUACUUUGUAUACAGAAGACGUCUUGACAUAUCAACUACAGAAAAAACAGAUUUCAUGAGAUGUAUGACGUUUUUUUCUGAAUGUCUCGAGACGUAAUCUUUAAUUCAGAGUUGUGAUGAUAUUAUUCUAUAUAUAUUUUUCUGAGAGAGUUGCUGCGCAAUGCCUUAUUAAAAAAUACUCAGAUGACGGCGAUGAGUUCGGAAACAAUGAUGCCAAUAAUGAAUCAAGUGAACAGAAUGGAUGGGUUUGGUGGCAAUCUUUUAAUAUCAUUGAGGAAACAUAAUUUCUUAAAUCUUUUCAUUUGUACACUUGCUAUACAAACAGUGCCAAACAAGAGAAAAACAACGACAAUAUCCAUUGAAGAACAUAACUUCCUUUCUUUUGAGAGUGACAACCAUACAUGAUGUUGGAAGUCUUUGGUGUGACAGAAUGAUUUUACCAGUCUUUUGUUAUGGAUCAGAUGUGUGGGUUUAUGAACAAGUUCAGUCUAUUUUACGUGUACACAUUACGUCCCUUAGAAAAGUGUCCUCUGUUAACACAAGGACAACUAAGGAAGCCAUUUAUGAUGAGCUGGAUAGACAUCCCAUUCAUUUUACCUACAUGUUUAUCGUGAUGAGACACACUGACAUUGACAUAUAUGCCAAGAUGAAUCGAGAAGCAAAACGUGGGCAACUUGAGUGAACAACAUGUGUAAUCUGCUGUACAACUUAGGCUUCGGUUUGGCCUAGGUAGAGCAAAGUAUGGGUUGUCAACCCAAUAUUCUCUUCAUUGUUCAACAGAAAAAGGACGAUUAGUAAAAUGGAAACUGGCAGCGAACUUGCAUUUUUUAGACUUUCAAAAUCCGCAUUAUAACCAGUAACAAUAUAUGUUA